Bombyx mori (domestic silkworm) is the source of this 14584-nucleotide messenger RNA. RefSeq names its product survivin-1 (gene Bruce). The transcript has 60 exons. NCBI's taxonomy places the organism in Eukaryota, Metazoa, Arthropoda, Insecta, Lepidoptera, Bombycidae. The record is from RefSeq and is a predicted model, not a curated record. Bases 107 to 13300 code for a protein of 4397 amino acids. Gene Ontology annotation, biological process: apoptotic process; regulation of cytokinesis. Gene Ontology annotation, molecular function: ubiquitin-protein transferase activity; protein binding.
ACUUCAAAUUUCGAAGCUGGCCACUCAAUAGGAAUAAUUUUGACAUAAAAAAAACACAAUUACAAAUGGCGUUUACGUAGUGUAGACAGAUGUAUUCACGGCCACGAUGGGCGAUGAUUCUUUGAUAUUACGGGAAGAUGGCUAUAUACGUAUGAACUUUUCUGUAACUUCUCUCACGUACCACAGUAAUCUUAAUAUUAUAUUGGUGAAGACUGAUGUGGGUAGUGUACACGUUUUGGAUGUGAAUUCGGGUGUGAUACUGCAGUCUUCAUGUCUGUCAGCGGACGAAGCUGGUACGUUGGGAGUAGAGUACGCUUCCGGAGCGGACCGAGUUUUUGUGUGGGAUAGUAGUGGUAUUGGUGCACGCACUGAUUACAAUGGAGUGUUAUUACUUCAUACAGCUCUGCAACGUCCCCUGCCAAUUUCUCAUACUGAAAAAAACAUAAAGAUUGAACUUGUCUUAUCUGAGGCUGUGCUCCUGUAUCAAUGUCUUCAGAGCAUAGAUGCACAUUUUAUAGUAGGGCUUUCUGAUUUUAUCACUGAGUUGAAAAGUGCUAUUGAUGCUGAACCAGUCCGAAAAGGCGUCAAAGCCCAAAAGUGGAGUACAGUAACAAUAUGCCUGUCACUAUCAACUUUACGACUGGUGGCAGCUAGUGUUGUCCAAGAGCUCAAAGGACAGAGCCGAAGAAUUCCGGCCUUAGCUAUUGCAUCAGCUGUAGGGCAGAGAGCCAAUGAACUAGAUCCAUCAUUACGGGAUGAUGAGAAUAGACCCUUGAUGAGCUCCGAGGCUGAAAGGAAAGAGACAUUCAAAAGAUGGCCCCACAUGGAUUACAAAUGGGCUCUCCCAGCUCGUAUGGCACAGGCAGGAUUCUACCAUCAACCAUCACCCAGUGGCGAUGACCGCGCCAUGUGCUUCGCAUGUAACGUGUGUCUCGUUUGCUGGGAGAAGAGUGAUGAGCCUUGGGUUGAACAUGAGCGCCAUUCACCUAAUUGCUCCUUUGUUAAGGGAGAGUACACACACAACGUCCCCAUAUCAGUGACAAAUGCUACAGCUUGUGCAGUACCAUGUCCCAAUGUAGCAGUAGUGUCUAAAGGUAACACCGGUGAUCUUAUCGCUACAGGCACCGUUGAGGGAAAAGUAAACAUAUGGAGAUUCGAUUGUGGACUGAAAUUAGUCAAAUUUGUACAUGUUUCACCAUAUGACUCAAUUUUCAGUGGAAUUCUCACUACAGAUUACAAUAAAGUGUGGUCUACAAGCUUAGAGAAAGAUUCUUCUACAUAUAGCAUAGAAUUGACUGCAAUGACUUUUGCUGGAAUGACAACUCAAUCUGAGAACUACACUCAGGGACAAAAUCUAGAAAACAUUGAGAAAGAUCCAAAUAUAAACAAGACCAAACCAUCACUUAUAUGUGCUGUCAUUAUAACGAGAACAAAUCUCCCUGAACCCACUUUACCUGUAAAAGAUGAAAGUAGCAAAGCCCUCUUCGAUUCUGGAGCACUGUCUGAAGAAAAAGUACAAGCAAUGAACGAUCGAAACGAAGCCGAAAAUAGCAUGGGACUGACAGAAAAAAUACUGUUUUUGCUCACUUAUGACAUCCACAGUUCCUCAGCAGGGUCCAUCACUGCUGUUGUACCAACAUCCAAUAACAGUGCCAAUUCCAAACCAGGUGGUAGCAAGAAAGUUUGCUCAGUAACGAGGACUGACGAUGCACAUAUUUAUGACGAAAUUUACUUCCAAUAUUCUGAUGAUGACACAGAACUACCACAGUGUACUAAUACACUGAUUGACGAACAAAUAAGUAAUGUAAUAAAUUUGAAUGCAUCAUCAAGUAAGGACGACUGUAAAAAUUGGGGCGAAACUAAAAAGAUUUUUUUAACGAAGCAUUUUAAAGUUAUGCCACCCCCUCCACCUUCGGCAUUGUUGCCUGAACUGCAAGAAGCUGGCCCAGUUAGUAUCAUAGAUAUAGUAGGAAAGAAGAUGUCCCAAAUUAAAAACUGGAAAAGUAUGGAGAGUGCUGGUACCAAAAUAGUUGAUCAAACAGAUGCUGUCUUACAAGCUGACCCUUUUGUUCAUUAUCUGAAUAUGAGUGGACCUGUUGAAAUUCCCGAUUUUAAAUGGUACGAAAGUGGAGAAAGUACUGAGAAGAUCAAGUUUACUACAAUUACUGGAAGUAGCAAAUUAGGAACUCAAACGGCUGCAACAAAUACGAAUGACGGGUUUGAAAAUGAUCCGCCUCAGGAAGAAGCUAUCUCUCACGGAGUGGCAGUACAAUGUCUGACAUUUCCGUCUACGUUAACUCUAAAAGAUAAUCCCAGAGUGACACAUUUGAUGCCCACGGAAGAUAGAGAUCAUUUGUUUGUUGUUAUAUCUCAUGUUGAUCUUCAAAAACUAAGACUUGAAGACGAUACAGACAAUGAUGGGGAUACGAAAAUGGAAGUGGAUGAUGCAGACUUGGAAAAAAAGGCGGAUCUAAAAGCUUAUUUCAUCCUAUAUAGGCUAAACACUAAAACUUCAAUUUACACAUUAGAAGAUAAUCCAAUGUCAAUUCAAGAGUUACCCUACAAUGAAACUCCAAUAGAUUUAUGUUUAUUGCCACCGGAUAAACAUGAACAGUACUCCUUUGCAUCUGUUGGUAUUGAUGGUUGUUUGAGGUUGUACUCUUUGCCAGACUUCAAAAUUAUAUCUGAAAAACGAGUGCCAAAAGGACCUUUCACAUCAGUAACAUACUGUGCUUCAGUGGAAAGAUUGAGUGUGGCAACUAAACAUGGGAUCAUUUAUUUCUAUGCACUUAAUAAUGGAGAAAAUGAUUCAACUGGUGAUAUUGAUGAUGACGAUUUUGCUAAUAUUGAUUUUGACAUGCUUCAACGAGCACCUCGAGAUGAAGUUUGUGGACCAACACCUACGCCUAUUAUAAUAGCAAACAAAUCUGAACUAGAUACUAAUGAUUUGGAAACUUUGAUCAGCGUAACGGGGUUGUAUGGUACUAAUACGACUGUGCCUUACAGUGCAGUAGUGCCUGGUUUCUGGUGUGAAUUAUCACCUGCACAAAGACCAACAUCGGAUCACCAAAAUAAUAGAACUUGGCGAUUACAGAAUACGUCUUCAACUUGGGAUGAACAUGUUCUGGAGUUGACAUUACCAUACAGUGUCUCGUUAGCUCAUAUUGAAUUUAGCUUCACUUUGCAUACGGCAUCUACAAGUAGCUUACCAAUGAUUUUAGUAACACUUUUGAAACAAAACUUACAGGGGAUUGGUUACAAAAAAGAUGCUUCGUUUGAACCCAAAUCUGAUUCCCCAGAACAGAAUACAACUGAGGAGCCAAAUGUCCAUAACACAGAUAUACCUGUAAACAGUGAGGAAUAUUUACAAGCACAAAAUGUUGAAAUUUUAGCUGGUCCAUUAUUACUCUCUACUGGCUUAGAUUUGACACAACAGUCUGGAACGUUGAUACUGACAAGCCCUAGAUUAUAUAGGGCGAGGGGUAGAACGUUUUUAAUCCACAUUAAGACUUUAUUUGAUCCAGCAAAGGAUAUGAAUAAAGCCAAUACGAAAACUGGGGAAGGAUCUAAAAAAUCUGGAUUCAUUGGAUGUGACUGGUUGCAUCAGAUCUCUUUAACUGUUCGCUCAAGCCCUCAUACCAAUGUGCCUAUGGAACGUCAGCAGAGGAUAGCUAUGCUCGAAUCUAAUACAUUUUUGAACACAUUGUUUGAAAUAGCUAUAGACAAAAAUGAUAUUAACAAGAGAAAACUCGCACUGGAUCUCAUAAUAUGGGUUGUGUCUAUUAGACUUCAAAGGAUGCGAUUAGGAUCUAGUGACAAAGUAAAGAUCAAAAGUGUCGAAGCUAAUCAAUUAGAAUGUAUUAAAAUAGUUGAGAAAAACAUAAAUUCAUUAAUAAAAACCUGUAUUUUAUGUGGAAACCGCAGUCUUGCCAAAAAAUGUAUGAAAAUUAUACUAGUAACCAGCGAGGGUGACAAACAAGUGCCUAGACCAUGGAUGUCGACUUUUGACGCGACGCUAUCGGGCAGCGUCACGGAGUGCAUUCCCUACCUGGGUGCGUGCGAGUCUCCGGGUGCCCUGCGGUGGCUGGUCACUCUGGCACAGCACUGCACGCAUCGCUCCACGGCACCCGCCCUGGUCUCCCGGUGCCAAGUUCUACUUGAGAAAACAGCUCGUUGCCUGCGAGAGCGAGCUAUCGUCUACCACGACUUGCUAAGAGCCAGAUUUGGGCUGUACGGUUUGCCGCUGGAACGCACCCUGUUUGCAACCGAAGUACCGGAGCUUGGCCGGGGUACGCCCGCUCCCGUUACGUACGCCAGCGUACUCUCUGGCGAUAAUACGACACCACAGCCGCCACCACCACCACCGCCUCCAAUACCGAAACUUGAUCACCAACUGAAGGAUUUACUUAAUUUACCAUUAGAAAUCGAUUUAAAAGCGACUCUGUCUCCGUCUGCGUGGUGGGCGCAGAGCAACAGCGUGGCGGUAUUCGGCUCGGGGCUGUGCGAGUCCAUGCCGCUGCACGUCACGUGUCAUAUCGCCUCCGACGGCACCAAGCUGGAGUCCACUGGAGGGAGACACUACCCUGCUGUGGUCAGCACCCUGCCUGGACCUGGCUCUGCAGAUCCCAAUCAGUUGUGGAAUGUAAUGAAGGAAGGUCAAGCCAAACAAACAUCUCAAGAUCCUGACUCAUUAGAGGAUGUGGAAAGUUCAAUGAUGGAUUGCGAUUCCCAAGAGAAAUUAGAAUUUUCGGAAGAAAAGUACUUUAAGGAUCAAGAACAGUGCAACAUACCUUGGGCCUCUCUGGUUACACGGCCGCCUCAACACACCCUCAUUGUGGAAAGAAUGCACUCGGGCGCUAGGAGAUACAUUAUAUUGGAUUUCGGACACACAGUGCGACUUACUGAUAUCAUAAUUCCAGCGUGCCCCGAUUUAGUAACACUGGGCAUUGAUAUCUGGACCAACUGUGAAGAAACUAACUCGGUCAAACUAGCAUAUGCCACUGACAUAACCAAUAAACAUCUCGUCCUCACUGAUAUACAACCUCCGCCUCUUUGCCGAUAUAUGAAGAUAACUACAAUCGGUCGUUAUGGUAUGUCUGCCAUGAAGUGUAAAAUACCACUUGGCUGGUUCUAUGGCGAGAUAGCUGAUAUUGCUAAUGUUCCAGCGUCCAUUAAUGCACUCAACGCACUGCACCAAGAUUUGACUUGUAGAUUCAGGUUGGCGACAGGCAAACUAAUGGACCUCCUAAAUCCGUAUCUGGAACUGUACAAUGGUAAUGCAGUCCACAUGAUGUCUUACCUGAAUAGUACAAUGGAUAACGAAGGAAAAGUUAUAACAGCUUACCACGAGUGUAUAGAGCUCCAGCAACAGAUACAUACAUGUACUAAUGUUUUGAAGAAACUGCAGAAUAAAACAGAUAGCACCCGAAGCAUACCAGAGUUGAUUGCAAAAGGAAAGGUGACCACUGAAGGUCUCCUUCAGAUGUGCUCGACAGAUAAACUUAGAGUUAUCACAGAGAAUAUUGUGGAUAUGUUGCUUUAUUUCUAUUUCCAAAUUGGUGAAAUACAAUACGAGGAGGUGACUCUGGAAUGGUGUCAGAAAGUGACUCCGAUGCUAUGGGAGUGGAGCGGGCGGAACGCGGGCGCGCUGGCGUCGCUGUUGGCGCGUGCGUGCGGCGCCGCGCCCUGGUGGGGGCCGCACGUCGCCGACACCCUGACCGACGCCUUCGGGGCCUACGACGCACCGCCCAUCGCGCUCGACAGGUGUCUGGUGCUGAUAAUGUACAUGUGCCGUAAGAGCGUGCUGUCGGACACCGAGGGAGGCGUGUGCCCGGCGCUCGCGACCCGCACCCUGGAGCUGCUGCAGAGCGGGAGACCACAACCGGCGCUGACGGCUGCACUACUGACUGCCUUGUCAGCUGUUCUAGAUGCUGUGUCUGCAGUCACCAAUAAACAUACCAGAUGGGACUGGGUGACGGGCGGGCGGCCCGGCGCCAGCAGCGGCGCCGACACCAGCGCCACGUCGCCGCGCGUGGCCGACUGCCGGCUGCACAGGCGCAAGCUGCACAAGAAACUGCUGCACCAGGUGCGCGAGGUCGAGGCUGCCAAGACCGGCAUGCAGGUCGCUUUGGAAGAUCAACAGCUAUUACAAAGAGCUCGCAUGAGUCUUAAAGCUCGACUAGCCGUGGCUGGUAAGCGUGCGCUAAAAGCUGACGUCAUAGGCUCGGGCGCUGAUUUUCCACCGCCCAGACCUCUGUCUCCCGCGCUGGCCGGGCAACUGGCCCAAGCACUGGUUGCUCACAUCCUGGCAGCCGACAGUGCCAGUGACGGAGACGCAUUGUUGCUCGCCGCUAAGGUGGUGGGGCGGCUGUGCGCGCUGUCAGGCGGCGACAGUCUGCUGGAGCCCUCGUGCGUGCUGGGGCUGGCGCGCCUCGCCGUCACGCUGCCGCCCUGGCCCAGGCACGCGCUCACCACGCUGCUGCAGGAUCUGGUUGAGUACGAAGGUGGCGAAGUGAGUAGCGAAGAGUGGGGCGGCGGCUCGCGCGUCAUACACGUGGCGUCUGAGAAGAAGUCUGGGAAAACUCGCAAGAACAAGGGACCGACUGUUGCAGAUUUGCUAGCGGAUAGUUUUGGUAUGGCGAAAGGCAUUCCCAAACCGACCUGUGUCAUGCCAUCAAUGUCAAUCAAGGACAUCGACGUAGAACUAGAUUUAAAUCAACCAGAGUCCAAUGAUUCAGACUCUUCGGAAGAGAAACUCGAUCAAUAUUUCUUGGAGGCCGUUAAAAAAGUCACUAGUAGUCUCAAAAUCGCUAUCGACACAAGCAAUAGCAACUUAUCUCAGUGCGCGGACGCUCGGCUGGAGAGCGCGGGUGGCGGCGCCGGCGGGCCGGGCGAGGGCUUGGCUCGGCGCGCCCUGCUCACCACGGGACACGCGCUGUCCAUCGCCGUGCUCACCGCACCCCUCGCGCCCCGCACGCCGCCCGCCGCGCCGCCCCCCGCGCCUCCCCUGCGACACCAUCCCCCGCUUACGCACACGCUCUACGAUGUCUUCAGGCAUCUCGCACUUGAGUUCCACAAUAAGAUCGAAUGCUCGUUUAUGGAGAACGUAGUGUCCCUCUGGUUGACCCUGAACGGCUCGGCGUGGGGCAGCGGCGGCGCCUGGUCGAUGGCCACGCUCGCAGUGCCCGUGGACAGGCCGCGAAUACGAUUGGCGUCUGAUACUGUUACGGCCUUGCUUCAGUCUCUGUGCAAAUUAGAAAACGUCUCGCUCCGCUGCUGGGUAUUAUCCAUGCAAGCCUUGGCGUGGAUCGCGAGCUUGCCCCUGCUGACUGAAGACGGCUGUCAGACUAUGGGUCGUGUGAUUUUGGAAUGUGAACACUUCGUACCCACGUUAGUGAAGUUCGUCACGAUGAACGUGAACGCUGACGGCACGGUCGCUUCGUCGGAACCUUACCUCGGCGGAGCGCAUAUAGGUGCCGGAGCCGGCGCCGCUUCGGCGCUACACUCGGUGAUGUCCCGUGUGGUGUGCGGGCGCGGCUCUGCGGGCGCGCUGGCGGCGCUGCGCACCGUGGUCGGCGUGUGGACCCGCCCCUCGCCGCCCGCCCCCGCCUCCGACUUGCACGCCACGUUGUUACGGCUCGCUCAUCCCAUGCUGCCAGUUCUGUCAUCGCAUCACCUACAUCACGCCUUACCUCUCUUCGAAACAGUCGCGCACGCUUCGUGGUGGUGGGUGUGCGAGACGAGCUGCGGGCGCGGCGAGGGCGGGGCGGAGGCGCGACUGUCGGGUCUGCUGGCGGACGCGUUGGCUGCCGGCGCCGGCCGACGGCCUCCACUGCGCCGCGCUCUCAUUGCGCAACUGUUGCACUAUUGUCGUAGGAUGCUGGCUCUACCUUUGCCGCAGAACGAUCAAUCUGCCGGAUCCUCAUCGUCAUCCUCUAAUGCGGGAUCGUCGGGUCCGGAACAGUCUCAGACAGACGAGAGCAAGGCACAAAACAACGCUCGUGAAGCCAACGUCGAAGAUGAAAGAAAACAGCAAGCGGCCCGAACUCCGUGCUUUGCCGAUACCGUAUUACAACAACAUCAGAUAAUGUACAAUCUUUAUAAAACCCUAUCCAUAUGUGACGGACUCAACAUGGCUCUCUUAAAUUCAGACAAAAACUUUUCGGACUUGAGCAUGAACUCUGAGACUGCUUCAAUGAAAGAAGAAAUGUAUUGGCUGGUGGCACAUAUCGCCGCCGCUGCUUCGAACCCAAGUCUGAUGGUUCCCAGCCUCAUCGAAUUUAUACGUAAAGAAGAUUUAGUCAAGUUAUCACAAUCUAUGCAGCUAGUCAUGAUUCGUUUACUGGACAAUCCGGAAGCUCUCGGUGCUUUCAUAGAUGCCGGAGGUUUUGAACUUGCAGUUGAGAAACUCACUGCUUGUCAUCAGGCCGGUCCGAACAGUGGACAAGGGCUCGUGUCUUCUUUGAUGAACUACCUUAAGCUUCCUCCUCAAAUAAUCAACAUGUCAACUUCAGCAAACUCUAACAAGAAAAACCAAAUGCCAGUUGUCGAGACUUCUAAUGGACUGAUCAAUAUCGCUCCGUUUUGCACGGUGACUUGCGGGAACCCGACAGCGCAGGCGGCGGACGUGCUGCUGGACGGCGGCGGCGGCGCCAACGUGCGGGCGGCGUGUGCUGCGCGACGCGUGCGGGCGGCCGCCUGGUCCUACCACUUCUUCAGCGCAGACGACGCUUCUCUCGCGAUCACACUCAACCUGCCCUACGCCGUCCAACUGCACGAGGUGCAGCUGCAGCCGCAUCUCACGAGCCUCGCCACUUGCCCUGGUGCUGUCGCAGUAGAAGCGGGCUGCGGAGGUACGCUGGCUCCGCUGGGGCCUCCUCAGACUACAGCCGGGACGACCUUCAUCCGGCUCGUUAUAUCGCGGCCUAUAGUCUGCAACACAGUACAAGUGCGCCUGUACAAGCCGAGAGACAGCUCUAAUAUGGGUCUACUGCAGUUGAAGCUACUAGCCAUGCCCGCAUUCAAUACGACGAUACCUAUCUCAGCGAAUACGAAUAAGUGGGCGCGCGUGGUGUCGGCGAUGAGCGGAGCAGGAUCCCGCGUGUCGGAUGCCCAAUGGGCGGCGCUAUGCAGCGGCGGUGCGCUGGCAGCGCUGUGUGCGUGCGUGGCGGCCGGUGGGCCCGCGCAGCACCCCGCUGCCGACGCGCUGCGAGCCGCCGCGCGACACUACCCGCUCGUGCGACCCCAUCUAGUGGCAGCGCUCCUCAACAUGGACGCGCACGCUCACGCUAACGCCUUCCAAGCGAGCCGCGCAGGUCGCGCGAACAGCAGCAUGAGCGCGAUAUGCGGCUUGGUGCGCGCCGUGUGCGCGGAGAGCGCGGCGCAGUCGGCCGCCACGUACGUGCAGUGGCUGGCGGCCGCCGCCGAGCGCUGGCUGCGCACGCGCACGCCGCCCCCCGCCGCCUUCACGCACACGCUCGCCAACGUUUUAUGGACAUUGAAAGAAAAACAGCUGCUGGAUAAUGUAGAAGAAUUAAUUACGGAUGAUCUCUUUGACUUGGUCUAUACCUGGAUCAAAGAAGUGCCAGAAGCAAGUCUGCUGAAGAAAUCACUUGACGCAGUUUUAUGCUCGAUGUGCUACAUACGUCCGGAACUAUUCAAGAUGCUACUUGAGCAUAUGGAUAUACCAAUGGAUCAAGAUGAAAGCAUGGAAGGCGUGACCGACGACACCAAGGUGCAGGGCUCCAGCAGAGAGGGCGGCGCGGCGGACGGCGGCGUGGCGUGGCGCCUGCGCGGCUGGCAGCUGCGCACCGUGGCCUGCGCCGCCAUGUCGCCCGCCGCCACGCUCGCGCUGCUGCACUCGCGCCUGCCCGCCGCCGUCGUCACCGCCAUCGCAGAAUUCAGCGACGCUAAAUUGGAGGCAAUAAAACUUCAACGUGAUGCUCAAGGAGAUGUACCAAUGACGGAUUCGGAUAGAACCACUGGAAUGAGUAAAACUGGUUUGACAUCAAUGAAGAGUGUAUGUGAAUUAGUGGAAUGGGCGCGGCUGGUUUGCACAGAGCGUAUACUUAAGGAUUGGCUUGGAGGACCAGGUUCUUGUUUCUGGACACCACUAUUGCGACUGCUUUGUUACCCGAGACACGCCGAGAGCACCUGGCACGAAGGCGCAGAGUACGCGCAACUGGAGGAAAAUACUAUACGCCUAUUUUCCGAAUUAACAGUUUGUCACCCCGCCAAUCAGAAACUAUUCGCGUCAACGUUGCACAGCAUAUUGGAGUCCGUGCACUGUACAGGUCCUGAAGGCAUCAGCGGGUUCAGUCGCGCGCUGAUCCUGCGGCUGGUGCUGUCGGCGGAGCGCGUGCGCGUGGCGGUGCGCUGGGCGAGCGGCGCCACGUGCGUGGUGGGCGGCGCGGGCACGGCGCUGGAGGGCGCGAACCACCCCGCGCUGCACUGCGACGCGCUCUACUCGCUGCCGCUGCACACCUCGCUCAGGACGCUCAUCGCAGUGUCUGGCGGAUCUGCUAUAUUUUUCCCUGUGGUGGAGGAGUCGAAGCAGAGCGUGAGCAGCUCCGGCACGGCGUCCGUCCUACGCAGCGCCUCGGAUCCCGCGAUCGGGGGCGGCGCUGAAAUGUGGGAAUUGAGUCUGGCUGCGGCUAGCGUGUCCAAAGAUAAGCGUGUUAAGGAUGUCAAAAACUCUUCCCUCAAGCACCACGCCAGCAAGAAACGGCAGACUAAAGCUGAAACCACCGUCGCGGCAGUGACCGAAGAUAUGGUCGAAGGCAACGUGCGCAUAAAAAUAGAAGGCAUAGACGCAUACGUGGGCGGCAACGUGACGCUCGGACAACUGAUAUCUUCUGUGCCGCAAGGGUACGGACCUCAUCUCACCGUGUCAUUGCAUUUCGACACCACGGGGGUCAUUUUUACAGAGGCGGUAGGACCUAUGUGGGACAAUAACUCGUCUAGCAGCGGGGUAGCGUCGAGCACGCUGGUGCGGGAGUUUGGUGCGUGCGGCGGGCUCGCGCUGGUGGCGGCCCGCCUGCCGCGCCCGCACGCCGCGCCGCCCGACCCGCCGCGCCCCUCGCACCAGCAGGACCUCGACUGGGUCAAACUCGACGACGCCUAUGAGGAGGUGGUCGAGCUAGCAGUGACGUCGGGCAGUAACGGUCCCGACGAGUCGACCUGCACCGGGGUGCCGGCUCACGCGCUCAUCGCCCUGGGCUUGUUACUGAAGCUCCCUGGAUACGCCGACGCGCUGCUGGACGAAGGAGCUCGCGCUGUCCACCUGCUGCGGCUGUUGCUGGGAGUCACGCACGACGAAGAAGGACGUAGCAUAGCGGUGAGCGGCGGCGGCGGCAGCGGCGGCGCAGGCUGGUCGCUGGGCACGCUGCCGCUGGUGGUGGUGUCCCGGCUGCUGGAGAGGGCUCCGCGCGGCACGCCGGAGGGCGCGCAGCUGCGGCGCGACCUGAUGGCACUCGGGGCGCCGCGCCUGCUGCUCGCCUGUCUCGCUGUGUUUACCCACCACCAUCACGCCUCGUCCAACGACAACAGCCAAGCGUCGAACGGGUCGACGGGUAAAACUGAAGAGAAGAACCAACUGUACUGGGCGAAGGGUACCGGCUUCGGCACCGGCUCCACGCAGCAGUCCUGGAACGUGGAGCAGGCGCUCAUGCGGCAACGCACCGAGGAGGAGCACGUUACGGCGCUCCUACAAGUAUUAGCGUCGUACAUAAAUCCAUGUGAAAAGUGGCCCCCCGAAGAAGGUCAGGAGUCCUCACCGGAUACCGAGAGUGAAGCGAACUCUACUGAAGCUCCCAGCGAGGAUUGCUCAGACCUGCCUUCAGAGUUUAUUGAUCUCAUAGCCAACAGCUCCCUAGUACCUGCCAUCUGUUCGUAUCUUAGGAAUGAUUCAGUGCUGGACAUGUCGCGGCACAUCCCGCUGUACGUGUGCGUGCUGCGGUGCGCGCGCGGGCUGGCGUCGCUGCGGAGCGCGCGCCUCGCCGCCCCGCUGCGCCCGCUGCCGCGCCUGCUCGCCCAGAUGAGCCGCACCACCAACUCCUACGCCACUAAACUCAAAAUGAGUAAGAAGACAAUAUUUGGCAAGAUGACCUACAGCCAACGAUUCUGUCCAGCCACAAAUUCCGAAUUAUCAGAAGAGGACGAGGGAUUAGCUUCACUAAUUGCCGACGUACAGGCCACGUCAGCGAUGAUGUGCAGCGGCAACGUGACCGGCUGGGAGGAGGCGCGCGGCACUCCCAACGCGCCGCCGGCCUCACGCGAGGCUCGGUACAUCCAGCUCAUGAGAACUAUGCAAUUCGAUACGUACGAGAUGAUAGCCGAGUGCCCGGAGGCCGGGUUCAAGUUCACCGUGCCGUACCACUUCGAGGGCACCGUGCGCGCGGCCGGCGAGCGCUCGCACCCCGCGCGCGUCAAGCGGCUGGCGCAGGAGGCCGCCACGCUCGCCACCAGCCUGCCGCUCUCCUACUCCUCCUCCGUCUUCGUGCGGUACGACGCCGUCAGGCUCGACGUCAUGAAGGUUUUGAUAACCGGUCCAUCGGAUACGCCGUAUGCGAACGGCUGCUUUAUCUUGGACGUGUACUUCCCUGCCGAGUACCCAUCGGUACCGAUGCUCAUAAACCUGGAGACGACGGGUCGCCACUCGGUCAGAUUUAACCCUAACCUCUACAACGAUGGCAAGGUCUGCCUCUCCGUACUCAACACCUGGCAUGGCAGACCUGAGGAGAAGUGGAACGCUCACACGUCAAGCUUCUUACAGGUAUUAGUGUCGAUCCAAUCACUGAUCCUGGUCCCGGAGCCGUACUUCAACGAGCCGGGAUACGAGCGCAGCCGGGGCACGCGCGUGGGCAGCACCGCCUCCCUCGAGUACAACUCCAACAUAUACCAGGCUUGCGUGCGGUGGGCCAUGCUGGAACAUCUACGGAACCCGGAACCUUGCUUUAAAGAGGUGAUUCAGACUCAUUUUUGGAUAAAACGAAAUGAGAUAAUGCAAACUGUGGCGAAUUGGAUAACUGAGCUAGAGGGACAGGGCGGAGACGAGCGCACGCAGAGGAGCAUACAACUGAACCUCAUGGGGCUCAAGCGUCACUACGUUAAGCUGCAAGAGGAGCUCGCGAAGCUGCCGGUGCCGGCUGGCCUCGAGGAGCUGGACGAGCCGUUCCAGCUGCCCGCCGCGCCGCCCCGCCCCGCGCCCCCGCCCGCCGCGCCAGAACCCCGCCCCGCGCCGCCUUCCGACGACGAGAUCGAUCACGACAUGGAGAAGAUCGUCGCUUCCUUCCUCGACUGAGCGCUGGCCCCUCCACCGGCCUGCGCCUCGACACCGCGCGGGGUGGGCGGAACAGGAAUCGAUCUCUUAGUCGAGCCUGCGUUUGCGAGCGCAGCGCCGCACCGACAGCUUCCCGCGAGUCGCCCGCCGCCAUGGCGCCACCGUCGCGGCCGCACCCGUAUUCAGUACACUAGUACCGUUCAUAUCUUUGUAGCGAGUUUAUUGUUCGUAAUGAAUGUUUUCAUUUUGUAGUAAACGUUUUACAUAAGUGUUUAGGAUUAGUGAGAUCUUUGUUCGGUUCGUGAAUGUACCCCGUGUCCCGAUGUGUUUACCGUGUGUGUGUGUAGUGUCGAUAAAUUGUAAAAUAGUUCAAUUAAGAAGUCUGCCGAUAUAUUAUGUAAUUAACUUAGCACAAGUUAGUGAAUUCAUAUUUACGUAUAAUAUUGGUGUUAUCGUGUUAGAUGUAAUGUUCGGUACUCUAUAGGGGAGUCUUCAGGUACCGAUCACUCGAAAUAUGUACGGGCUAAUCGCGGGUAUAUACAGAUAGAGCGCCUUGCUGUGUCGCAGUGCGAGAUGUUCACUAGAAUGGGACGUGUGUGUGUGUACAUUGUCGCGUGUCGGGACGACCGAACGAACGCCUCGCGAACAGAAACUUGUAUAUUAAAAUAUAAUUUGAUGUAUAUAAUAACGUUUUAUUUUUUGUAUUUAAGUACAUAUAAAUAAAUAAUUUAACGCGCUCUCAAAGAGUAGGCAAAGGCGGAAUGAUACGUACGACUAGUUUGAUAAAAUGUAAUAUGAAUGAAUAAAAUUUUAACACUCGGGUAUAAAAAUUGUAUAGGCCUAGCCGACUCAGUCAUUUUAUUUAGGGGACAAUAAUUUUAUUUAUCAUUUAGACAGUAACAGUGUUAUGUUAUUGAAACGAGAAAUUAAUUUGGGAAAACUUGUUAACUAGCUCAAAAUGAACGUUAUUUAAGCUCGUGGUAAUUUAAAAAAAAAAUGACGUAUGUAUUUAUCUUACUGAGUAUUAUUUUAAAACAAGACUGUUUACUUAUUCAGUGAAUCAUCUAAAUUAUGUCUUCGUAACACUGUGUAGGCUGUGUUUUAUGUAAUUACGUACGCGUGCUGCGUGCACACGACGCUCCUGGGCCCUCGACGAAAUUAUGUAACGUGUAUUAUAAAUAUUAGAAUGUAUUAUAUAACCUGUCUCGUUGUAAUUUCAUUGUCAGGUAAUUUGAACACGAACUUGUUAUAUUUGACUGUGAAUUUCGGUGUGUAAAUAAAAAAUAUGUUAUCGCAGUACAAAAA